This is a messenger RNA of Tetrahymena thermophila SB210, 2502 nucleotides long. RefSeq names its product Serine/Threonine kinase domain protein. Gene Ontology annotation, biological process: protein phosphorylation; mitotic DNA damage checkpoint signaling. Gene Ontology annotation, cellular component: nucleus. NCBI's taxonomy places the organism in Eukaryota, Ciliophora, Oligohymenophorea, Hymenostomatida, Tetrahymenidae. Gene Ontology annotation, molecular function: protein serine/threonine kinase activity; ATP binding. The record is from RefSeq and is a predicted model, not a curated record. The transcript is spliced from 2 exons.
AUGGAUCUGUACCUAACUGAGAUAGGGAAUUAUAAAAUAGAAAGCUAUUUAGGAAGAGGAGCUUAUGGUGUUGUGUAUAAAUGCGUUCACAAUGAAACAAAUUAGGUGGUUGCUAUAAAAACGCUGAGAAAGAUCACAAAGACAUCUUAGAAAUUACUUAAGAGCGAAAUUGAAGUUUUACAAAAAAUUGAUUGCGUAAAUGUAGUAAAAAUGAUUGAGAGCUUCUCUGGUAAUUUACCCUACGACAAAUAGCAAUACUAGUUUUUGGUUAUGGAAUACUGUGAAAGCAACCUUUUAGAUUAUGUUUAUCAUAAAAAAAAUCAUAUUUUGGAGGAGAAGGAAGCUGUUGAUUUAUUUUUAUAAAUUCUUAAUGGAUUUCAAAGUAUUCAUGAGAAAGGAAUCAUUCAUAGAGAUUUAAAAUUAGAAAAUGUAUUAAUAUAAGAUGGGAUUAUUAAGAUAGCUGACUUUGGUUUGGCUAAAAAAUUAGAUAAUUCCCCAACUUCUACAAAAGAGCAUUUAGCUAGGAGUUUCUGUGGCACAAAAGCGUAUUUGGCUCCUGAAGUCCUGAUGGGCAAUUAUUAUGAUUAUAAAGUAGAUAUUUGGAGUUUAGGUGUGCUCCUAUUUGUAAUGCUCUUUUUCUAAUUUCCAUUUGGAUCAAGAUAAGAUAACCCCUCUGAAUUGCUCAAAGCAAUUAAGUAGUGCUGCGAGGAUCAUCCUUUUGAUGUCGACUUAUUCAUAAAAACUCGUAGUAAAGCUAGAAUGUGCAAAGUAAGCUUGGAAGAAGAUAUCAAAAAUCAGCUUCAAAAGGAAUUACAAUUAUAAUAAAAUAUUCAAUAGAAAACAGAUGAAUAAGCUUUUUAAAUAAGUGAAUAAAUGAAAGAUUUAUUUAAAAGAAUAUUUGUUGUUAAUCCAGAAGAGAGAAUCGGAUUCUAAGAACUAAUUUAGCAUCCUGCUCUCAAUAAACACAAAACGGAGGAUAUUAAUUAAAAAGUAUAAUUCUACGAAAAUAAAUUUCCAACACUUUUCAAGUAUCAGUCAUAGCAAGUAAUCAAUGGGAAUACUUCAUAAGAAAAUAGAUCAGAAAAUUAGUAACAAGAAGACGAAGAGGAAAACAAAAAUAAUGAAGAAAUUACAACUGGAUAAAUGAGCAGCAUAAUGAUGGUGAGAAACUCAACAAUUAGAAUGAAGAUGAAAAAUAGUUCUUAAUUUCGCACUCACAUUAUGAUCUAUAAUUUAUUAAUUUGUAGGUACCAAGUGCUGGUUAUCGCUUAUUAAUAGGUACAGUAAGGAUGGAUUAUUGAUCUGUUAGGUUAAAAAGAAUAUACUGUUUUGAAAUAUUUUCUCCUCAAGAUUGCAAUUUACUAUCUCUAAAAUCUAAAAUUUUACCUUGAUGAAACUGACAACAUAUUUGAUCUAAAAGAUUGGGCUAACUUUGUAAAUUGCAAAGCUUUUAAAAACAUGAAAACUUAGAUUCUUCAAGAUAUUAAAAAGUGGACACCAGAGUAUCAUCUGCUCUCUUAAGAGGUUUAAGAUUAUAGCUAUGAUUCUGAGGAUAUCAAAAGAGGAGUUUAUGAAGAAAUACCUUAAAAAGUGGAUGCAGAGAUUUAUAUUAACAGUUUACCUAAUGAAAUCAAGCUACCUUUUAGGGCAGUGACUUUGACAAUUUUCACUAAAGUAUAUGGAUUCGCUGCGAAAUGCUUCUCAAACAUUAAUGAAUUGGGUUAAUAAGUAUAAUAAAUAAAAGAAACGAUUCUCCAAAAAUAGCUUUCACCAAAUCUUUCUCCAUAGUCAGUUUAAAGAAAGUAGUACAAUUCUCCUUCUAGAAAUAAAAGCCAUCAGUUUUUUAAUUCAAUGAUGUAAAAUUAAGCACAAAGUAAAAAUUGUAGCAACUUUACUGCAAAAUAAUAAUAAAGCAUGAGCAGAAAUAAUUCUUAAAAGAAUAUGAUAAACAUGAGCAGUGCGACUACCCAAACCUUAAACCAAAGUACAAACACAUCGUCUAUCAACUAAAAUUUGAAUUCAAGUAUAAAUUCACUUGAUAAUAAAUACCUUUCAUAAAAAUAAUAACAAAACAUAAAAAAUUUAUAUUCUAAAAUUUCAUUUGAAGAAUAAUUUGGUCUAAAAUCAAUUAGAAUGGCUUUAUUACUUUUAUGUUGUGGAGUUAUUAACAGAAUAUUUGAAGUACCUUCUUGUAUAAUCCGUUUAAAACAGUUCCAACCAUAAGAAACAAGUUAUAAUGCUCAAAACUAACAAGAGACGUUUAAAUUCGAAGAGUUAAUAGAGUGGUUCUACCAAGUUUCUAAAGAAGGAGCAUACAAGCAAAUCGAGCUAUUAGUUAAUUCUUAUUUCAAAUAAAUUUCAUCUUAGCUGCUCACUUAAAAUUAAAUAAUAAAUCAAGACUCUCCCAAGCUCGUAAAUGAAUUACAAAACUUAAAAUUUGAAAAUAAAACAUAAAUUAGUCCAUAAACAAUUUAGCCAUCAAAGCAAAUAAAACCAUCUUGA